AUUCAGCGAAAAACGGUGGUUCUGUCUUCCUGUGUUACCGCCCUUGGUACGAGUGAGAAAGUAAGCGUUCAUUGGUGAGAUUGGGAUUAUUUGGCACUAUUUGUCGGCUCCCAUUAUCUAUAGGUUCCGGCUAGCACCUCCACUCUACUCAGCGCUGAGCCUUGAGGAGCUGUUCCCCUUCUGCCGUGCAUCAGGAGCGCGUAGCUCGCCGUCCACACAGCCAUGGCGUUGUACAAGAAGGACCUGGGCAAAUACAAGGACCUCGACGAGGAUGAGAUCCUCAACAACCUGUCGGCUGAGGAGCUGAAGCAGCUGGAGACGGCCCUGGAAGAUAUGGAUCCAGAGAACGCACUGCUGCCAGCCAGCAUGCGGCAAAAGGACCAGACCGGGAAGAAGGCCACGGGGAACUUUGACCGCGACGGGCUCCUCACCUACCUGGAGAAGGAGGCCAUGGAGUACAAGGACCGGGACGACGUGGUGCCCUUCACCGGCGAGAGGAAAGGAAAGGUGUUUGUCCCCAAGCAGAGGCCCAUCGAGUCCCUGCAGCAGGAAGUCACGACCCUUGACCCGGAGCUAGAAGAAGCUCUGUCCAGCGCCACGGACACAGAGCUGUGCGACCUCGCAGCAAUUUUGGGGGUUCAUACGUUGGUCACCAGCACUCAGACGUACGACGGGACCUGCAAGGAAGGCUUCAGUAAUGUCAUUAAAGGGGAGAAGAUGGUCCCCGUCUUUGACGAGCCCCCCAACCCCACCAACGUGGAGGACACCCUGCAGCGGAUAAAGAGCAACGACCCCUCCCUCACAGAGGUCAACCUCAACAACAUCAAGAACGUUCCCAUCCCUACUCUGAAAGAGUUCGCCAAAGCCAUGGAGCACAACACCCAUGUCAAGAAGUUCAGCCUAGCAGCCACACGGAGUAACGACCCCAUAGCUGUGGCCUUCGGAGAGAUGCUGCGGGAAAACAAGGCGCUGGUCAGCUUGAACCUGGAGACUAACUUCAUCACCGGCGUCGGAGUGCAGGCACUGGUGGACGCGUUGAGAGACAACGACACUCUCACAGAGAUCAAGAUCGACAACCAGAGGCAGCAGCUGGGCACUACGGUAGAGAUGGAGAUAGCCAAGAUGUUGGAAGAGAACCACAACGUCAUCAAGUUUGGCUACCACUUCUGCCAGCAGGGGCCACGGGCCAGAGCUGCCGCGGCCAUCACCAAGAACAACGACUUGGUCCGCAGGAGGCGAGUGGAAGGGGACCAGUAGGGGCGGACGGUCUCCCGGCCAAUCCUAGCGUCUCAUCUCACCAUGUGGAAUACUUUCAGCCAAUUCCCUGGUCUCAUCUCACUGUGUGGAAUUGUAAGUCUUGUGCCAAACCAUGGAGCAAGGCAUCGACCAGAACCAACAUCUGAGCAGAAGGGAAAUAACUGGAAUCGCCCUCUCCUGUAAACUUAAGCUCAUUCUCAUUUUUAUUGUUAUGUUACCGCUGUAGUUUUUAGUCAUUCCCAUUUUGGUUGCUAAUUUGUCCCUUCGUGAGCCUAUAUCUGUACACUCAUGUUCGAGUUGUUUUUUCCGGUUCAACCUUAUGUUUAGUUUAUUUUUAUACUGUACCAUGAGCGCGUUGAACUACACGGUCAUAAUAACCAAGUAAGGGCACGUGUAACUUGUAACCAUGAUCUAAAUUAUAAUAGUAACUGUACCACCCAAUGCUUCCAUUGGGGGCGCCAUAGAUCUUCCACGUUUUGCAGACUUACUUUGUGUUAGCUGAGCUUUUUCUACCGCCAACGUCUCUGUGGUUCAUAUGUGCAAGCAAAGCAGAGGCAGGCCAAGUCAGGCCAGCAUGUUGAACUACAUACUGGUGACCCUUGGUUUUGACUUGGCUGUGGCAGCUAGCCUGCUCCCAAUCCUCAUGGUCAUCCAUUGACAAAAUUGUCCAUCAUCCAUGUAACACAGGCCUUGUUCUGUCCAAGGAUUGCCCAUUGGAUGAGUGGUACUGGCUUUGUAGGUAACAAGGUUGAUAGCAAGGUGAGUUGUUGCAGUGGAUUUGGAAGGGACCUGAAUGGCUAAUGGACAAUAAUGGCUAAUGGAUACACCAUUAGGUUUUGAGCUGGUAUAUGUGACUGUAUGUGUUCCUUAUAUUGCUAAGCUGACGCUAAUCCUUGACUUCAUGUAAACCUACUGUAUGAUCAUGGCAAAAUUGGGUUCAACAACAUGAUUUGAAAUGCAUCGGAAUUAACAUGUUAGCUGUUUUACCACUACUGGAACAAAAAACUUGUUUUGAUGCCGGUUGUACAAUAUUGGUCCUAAUUUCUGCCGUAUGGCAGUGAAUAGUAAAUAGCAACACCUUAUGACCAUCCUGGUCUGAAAUCUAAAAGGAAUCAAACGGUUAAUCCUGGAAGGUGUAACACGUUCUAUUCAGAAGAAACAUCUACCUGAUAGUGCUGUCUUCACCGUCUGUACUCAUUUUACUGGCUUCUCUGCUGCUUCACAAUGCCAAAGACUAACAUAUACAGCACUUAAUGGAACCAUACUGGACCUCUGAUAGAACCUGUGUCUGCUUGGUGAGAUUCAGUCAGCUGGUAGGGGAAGAAUCCUUUUGGGUUGAAAGCAGUUGUAUUCUGGAUUUGUCGGUUAUACCGGAUCAUUGUUAGCUAGUACACCACCGUCACCCAAUUUGUUCGUUUGUUUGAUCUGAACCAUCUUUGUACAUAGCAAAAAUGUUUAAAAGGAGAGUUUAAAUUGUGAUGCGGCACAACACAUUUAUAUUUGUGAGGUAAUUGUCCUACAUGAGUUUGAGCCUUGAUCACACCUUAUGCACACACACGCGCACACAGACACACACGCACAUUCCCAUACACCCACUCGGCAGGAUUUGUGCAGUGUAGCGUCACUUUGGAUUAACUAACUCACCUGCGACAAGCACAGCAGUCGCCGUAGGUAUACUAACGCAGAGGUAACUUGAAACUGGUUAUAUCAUGUAAUCGUCUAUAAUAAGGAACAACACGUUGGCAUGAAAACCUCCACUCGAUGUGAUCACAUAAUUCCAUUGACCAAUGUAUCUUAAUUUGUCUUUGCAUUCCUCGAGGCACACGUGGCCCUGGCUGUGUUCAGUGCUUUGUUUUAGGUUUUUUUUAUCGACUUGUUCUUUCCUCCAUGAACUCCAUGUUUUUUUGUUUUGUCCGAUUUCUUUUUGUUUUCUUUUUGUUUUCACAUCGCUGUGCUUUGCUGAUGGAUUAAAUGGAAUGCCUCUCCCCCCUACAUUGUUAAUAUCCUGUGAUCUCAUGUAUUACUAUUGUAUUAUGCCAUUUCAGAUUUAAAACAAUUUCAAUAAAUCCCUGCUGUUUUAUUAAUUUUCUUUUGUACCUUUUCAAAAACCCACAUCAGACUAUACUUGAGUGGAUAUGUACCAUUGUGAAAUAUACAGGGACAAGGCACUGUCAAAUACUCAAGACUUCCUCAACAAUAAAUGUUUUUACAUAUUCUUUGUGACAGACUAUUUUCACU
Molecule: messenger RNA, 3495 nt
Organism: Gadus chalcogrammus (walleye pollock)
Lineage: Eukaryota; Metazoa; Chordata; Actinopteri; Gadiformes; Gadidae
Gene: tmod2
Product: tropomodulin 2
Exons: 10
Coding region: 223-1257 (344 amino acids)
Biological process (GO): myofibril assembly; pointed-end actin filament capping; muscle contraction
Cellular component (GO): striated muscle thin filament; myofibril
Molecular function (GO): tropomyosin binding
Source: RefSeq, a predicted model, not a curated record